Alligator mississippiensis (American alligator) is the source of this 3897-nucleotide messenger RNA. RefSeq names its product myosin light chain kinase 3 (gene MYLK3). The coding region runs from base 182 to 2347 and encodes 721 amino acids. Gene Ontology annotation, molecular function: protein serine/threonine kinase activity; ATP binding. Lineage: Eukaryota; Metazoa; Chordata; Crocodylia; Alligatoridae. Gene Ontology annotation, biological process: protein phosphorylation; positive regulation of apoptotic process; intracellular signal transduction. The transcript is spliced from 13 exons. The record is from RefSeq and is a predicted model, not a curated record. Gene Ontology annotation, cellular component: cytoplasm; nucleus.
ACAUCCAGAAAUUGCUUGUUUCUAGAAGAUGCCUCAUCUGCACAACUCCUCACAAACCCCUGACUACUCAUCCUGAUCAAAAGCUGAAGGGGGACUUAAAAAAAAAUUCUUUUCUGGUGACAGUGCCUUGUUUGCAGUGUCCAUUUGCAUUUCCUUGGGUCAGUCCCUACAACACUGCUGUAUGUUGGUAUCCAACUCUAAUUUGUUACAUGGAUGGAAGCAAAAUGAAAGGACUAAAGAAAAAAAUGAAGAGAAGGAUGAAAAACCGGAGCAUGCACCUAAAAAUAGAGGAGCCGAGGCUGACAGCAAGGAGUCUUUGGAAGACACCAAAAGGGAGAAAACGUUGGAUGAAAAUAAUAGAGCAUGUGAAAAGGUGAACUCUAGCACUGUAGUCUCCAAAAUUGACUCCAGUCCACAAAGUAAACAAAGGAUAUCGCAUCCACUGAUGGUAGAACCUGCUGCUCCAACAAGUAGUUCAAAGAGCUGUCCACCAAAAAAAGAGGCUGGUAUCGCAGCUUUUGUUCAAAAUAAUGGUCUUGGCUUCAUAAACCAAGAUCCUUCAGAGAGCCAGAAUGUUCCUAUUAAAGCACACUGCAUGGAUAAAGCACCCAGACAGGAAGACUAUCACAAAAUGCUUGCACAUCAGAAAUCAAAAGAAAAGGAAAGCAAACCUUCUACAAUGUGCUCUACCUCUCUCGAAGCAAUGCCAUCCACAUCCAAGUCUGUAUCUGGAAUAGAAUAUGAAGUGAUACGCACAAGGGUUUCCAUCAAUGUUCAGAUGACUGAAGCCCAACAGAAGACGGUGACAACCAAGGAUGGAAGCCAAGGAGAUCAUAAACAUAGAAAUCCCAAAAUCAAACCUCUCUCCUCAUCCUCAGAAGUGGAAAGAGUUACACUUAUGUCAGACAAGUUUAAACAUAAACAGUGCCCUAAAAACACCAGACCUGACCCAGUUCAGGAAGUAAAAGGGGUGAAGCCUGAUAAUAAACAGAGUGAACAGGCUCUCCAAUUAGGGAAGCCACAGAUGCUAUUGAACAAGCCUACAGCAGGUAAAAAGACUGAUGGAAAAUUAGAGUUAAAAUGCAAGUCUGUAACGUCUCGGAGCACAACUCCAAAGGAUACUAAGAAAGAUCCUGGAGCCACAUUAAAAAGCCAUAAUGAAACAACACAAGGCUCCACAAAGGAUGCUAAGCCAGAGAGGGCAGAAUUAGAUUUAGAAAAUGCAUCUUUAAGAGGAAGUGAGAGUGAUGCAAAUCAAUGUACAGGAAAAACAACAGAAAACACUAAAUCAACAGAAACCAGCAAAGCAUUGGCCAGGCAGGAUGAAGUGAUUAUUGAUGACAGCCCUCCUCCUCCUGCGCCUUUUGAGCAUCGCAUAGUGAAUGUCAAACAAGCAGAGGUGACAGCAAGUUACUCGGUGUGUCAGCAUGAAGUAUUAGGCGGGGGGCGUUUUGGUCAAGUUCACAAGUGCACAGAGAUAUCAACCGAUCUCAAUCUAGCGGCCAAAAUAAUAAAAGUGAAAGGAGAAAAGGAAAAGGAGGAGGUGAAAAAUGAAAUUAACAUCAUGAACCAGUUAAACCAUGUGAAUCUGAUCCAGCUUUAUGAUGCUUUUGAAUCCAAAAACAACUUCACCUUGAUUGUGGAAUAUCUUGAUGGAGGUGAAUUAUUCGAUCGAAUCACAGAUGAAAACUACAAUCUGACUGAGUUGGAUGCAAUACUUUUUACCAAACAGAUAUGUGAAGGAGUCCAUUACCUACACCAGCAGUAUAUACUCCAUUUAGAUCUAAAGCCUGAAAACAUAUUAUGUGUAAAUCGCACUGGAAACCAGAUUAAAAUUAUUGACUUCGGUUUAGCUAGGAGGUACAAACCUCGUGAGAAGCUGAAAGUCAAUUUUGGCACUCCAGAAUUCUUGGCUCCUGAAGUAGUGAACUAUGACUUUGUUUCGUUCCCAACAGACAUGUGGAGUGUAGGCGUCAUCACAUACAUACUACUUAGUGGCUUAUCUCCAUUCCUAGGAGAAACUGAUGCAGAGACAAUGAAUUACAUAGUGAACUGCAGUUGGGAUUUUGAUGCAGAAGCUUUUGAACAAGUAUCAGAAGAAGCAAAAGACUUCAUUGCCAAACUCCUUGUGAAGGAGAAGAGCUGCAGGAUCAGUGCAACACAAUGUCUGAAACAUGAGUGGUUAAAUGACCUGCCUGGCAAAGCCAAGAAAUCCAAGCUCCGCCUCAAGUCCCAGUUGCUGUUACAGAGUUACCUGGCACAGAGAAAAUGGAAGAAACAUUUCUAUGUCGUGGCUGCUGCUAAUAGGCUGAAGAGGUUUCAGAGCAUGUCUGUCAACCUUGUGUAAGCUGCUGUGGAGGAUCCAGAAUCCUCAGAGCUGCAGAUGAGGCUGAGACAAAAGGACUCUGUUUCCCGUGGUUUUCCCCACCUUCCUUUCUGUACAAUAUUUUGAUUUCUGGCCUCUUUACAUGUUAUAUAUCACAAGUGUGCUUAGGUUCUAGAACUGCCUUGGAGCCCUACUUAGAAACGGUUUUACUAAUAUUUAUGAAUUAAAGGCUUUCAUAAUUAUUUUCUAUUUUACAAGCUUACCAGCUACUAGCAGUGAUCUAGAAAUAUGGUUCACAUGACAUCAACUUCUGUUCAAGAUCAACAAUUAAGUUAUUUGAGUGGGACUGACUUUUUUUUUUUUUUUUGAAGGCUUUGGAAUUUUUUAUACAUGCUUGGCGGGGGAGGGGGAGCAGGGCACUUUAAUUAGAGAGGUUCUUAAAGCCGCUCUAACAAAAGCACCCGGAGUGUCUCGUGUAUCAGUGUCCCUGUGCUUCAAAAUGGCAGUGGGGGCGCUUUAUCUAAAGAUCAUUGAACAAGCUUUAGUUAAAGCACCCCUGCUGCCAUUUUGAAGAGUGGGGACGCUGGUACACGAGACACAGAGGCUGGCUGGAGCAUGGUAAUGACUCAGCUCCAGCAGACUCAACUAAUCAAGCCUGCUUCAAUGCGCUGUAACCACAGUGCACCAGAGCAGCCUUCCAACUCAUGCACAAGCAUCCAUUCUGCAUGAGAAUCCUGAGGGUAUAUUAUGACGGCAAAUACUAAUGCCUUGGUUUCCCACUCCGAGCUGAGGGAUACCUUAAGGUUUCCUAAGCUAGUGAUAUGCUGUAUUCUGAGUUUCGAAGUACUGCUACAGUGCAGGCAGGACAAUAGUUUUCCAUAGACCAUUGUUAGCUAUACCAGCACAGCCAAGGACAAAGAUUGAGGCUGGAAAAUGCAGGGUGUUUUAGCUUUUUUCCAAAGUUGUUCGAUUUUUCUAUUGUUCUUUGCACCAAAGUACUGUCAUGAUGCAUGGCUACCAGUCAGAGUAUAACGAAGUGUUUUUUUUUUUCUGUCCUGUCCUUUAAAACUUACGUUACUGCUUUCAGAUGUAUUUAACAUAUGGUUAUACUGGUGCAAUUUAGGAAUGGUGUGCCCACUGUUACUGUAGUUUUGUUGGUGGGUCGAAUUAAUGGAAUAGCUCUGUACUGAGGUGUGAAUAUAGGUUGAGCUGCCACAAAUGAAACCCACAACCUGGUGACAAAUCUGGUCUGUGCAAAAAGGUACAUAUAUUUCUUGUGUCAACUCCUUGCUCUUGGCCUUCAUCUCAACGUGGAGGUUUUAAACACAUGAACAUUUUUCACUGGCUGGGACCCAAACAUUUAGUUUUCUAAGUUAUUUUUUUUUGCCAAAUGUAAUGAAGUUUACUUGAAAAGCUGAUGCUUUGGAACAUGUGAAAUGUAUUUCAUUACUGUGCAGCUGCUCUUGGAAAGGAUUAGUGGGCUGCUAGAGUAUGACUCUGUUUCAGUCAUGAAGGAGCUGUUGCCCUUUUCCAGCUUGGUUCUUCUACAUUAAACCUUUUUCUUCACAAUA